Molecule: messenger RNA, 843 nt
Organism: Alexandromys fortis (reed vole)
Lineage: Eukaryota; Metazoa; Chordata; Mammalia; Rodentia; Cricetidae
Product: killer cell immunoglobulin-like receptor 3DL1
Exons: 5
Coding region: 19-843 (274 amino acids)
Source: RefSeq, a predicted model, not a curated record
GUCAACUGAAUCAACACCAUGCUGUCCGUGCUCCUAAACCUUGUGUCUAUUGGCUUCUUCCUACUCCUGACUCCGUUGGCAAAACUAGGAAUCUACAGGAAGCCUUUUCUUUUGGCCCUACCAACUCCCCUGGUAAAAUUAGGAAAGAAGGUGACACUGAAGUGCCAUUCAGAGAUCAUGUUUGACACUUUCACUUUGACUUCACAUAGAAUGGGAGUAAUCAAGGACUCUUUCCAGCUGUCAGCAGAAUCUCAUCUUGGGGGAUCCCAUGCCAACUUCCCAAUAGGUCCUGUGACACCUGACCAUGCUGGGACUUACGCAUGCUAUGGUUCUUACAAGCAAACACCAUAUGAGUGGUCUGAAUCCAGUGACUCUGUUGACAUAAAGAUCACAGGUUUAUACAAGAAACCUACUCUGUCAGCCAUGAUGGGCCCUGUGGUGGUGCCAGGAGAGAACAUGACCUUGUCCUGCACCUCUGACCACCAUUUUGACAUGUUCCAUCUGUCCAGGAAAGGGGUGCCUCAGGUACUUGGACUGCCUGCAGUUCAGAGUCACAAUGGAACAUUCCAGGCCAACUUCCUUCUUGAUCCUGUGAUAGAGGAAGAGAACUAUAGAUGCUAUGGCUCUUUCAGGAACUCCUGCAAUAUGUGGUCAUCCCCAAGUGACCCAUUUUACCUUCCUGUAAUAGCAGAUAAUCACGGACUCCUGCAUAUUCUGAUUAGAGUGUCAUUUUUGAUGAUGGCUGUCUUCCUCAUGUUCAUCAUUCAUUCUCGGUGCUCUGCCAAAAGGAAUAAGGAUCGGGAAGGAGUCAGUGAGUGUCAUCUGAGUAGCAUGAGAAACUGA